This is a messenger RNA of Malania oleifera, 3172 nucleotides long. Its product is annotated as fimbrin-5-like. Gene Ontology annotation, biological process: actin filament network formation; actin filament bundle assembly. The record is from RefSeq and is a predicted model, not a curated record. The coding region runs from base 371 to 2464 and encodes 697 amino acids. The transcript has 15 exons. Gene Ontology annotation, cellular component: actin filament; cytoplasm; actin filament bundle. Gene Ontology annotation, molecular function: actin filament binding. Lineage: Eukaryota; Viridiplantae; Streptophyta; Magnoliopsida; Santalales; Ximeniaceae.
GGCCGAGGAGUGUCUGUCGUUCGCUUGUCUGCCUCUUCCUCCCCACUCCGCGCGGGUCCGAAGGCAAAACGGUUUUCUCUCUCUCUCUCUCUCUCUCUCUCUCUCUCUCUCUCUCUCUCUCGCGUUCAUUGAACCAAAAUCCAUCUUUCUUCAUCUGUUGCUAGAACAGGGAAAGCUGAAAAAAAAGGAACCAGAAAGGUCUUCACUUUCAGCAUGGUGUUAUGAGGUUCUAAUGUGUUUGGUUUUUGGAUCCAUGCCUGCAGUUUCUUUACAGCUCUUCUCAAGUUGGGGUCAUUCUUACAAUAAAGUUUUCUUAGGCCGCUAGUUUUUUUUCCCUUUUCAUUGGGGAUUUUCGCAAUUAACGGUAGAAAUGUCUGGAUUUGUGGGGGUCCUUGUUUCUGAUCCAUGGCUUCAAAGCCAGUUCACGCAAGUCGAGCUUCGCAGCCUCAAAUCGAAAUUUCUUUCAAUAAGGAAUCAAUCAGGUCGCGUCACAGUUGGAGAUUUGCCUCCUGCAAUGGUGAAAUUGAAGGCUUUUAGUGAGAUGUUUACAGAGGAGGAGAUCAAGGCUAUUUUGGGGGAAUCAUGUACCGAAAUGAGUGAUGAAAUUGAUUUUGAAUCCUUCCUCCGUGCAUUUUUAAAUUUGCAAGCCCGAGCAACAGCAAAAUUGGGUGGUUCAAAGAAUUCUUCUUCAUUCCUCAAGGCCACAACAACUACACUUCUCCACACCAUCAGUGAAUCUGAGAAAGCCUCUUACGUUGCUCACAUUAACAGCUACCUUGGAGAAGAUCCAUUCUUGAAGAAAUAUCUUCCUCUAGACCCAUCGACAAAUGAUUUAUUUGAUCUUGCAAAGGAUGGAGUUCUUCUGUGUAAGCUGAUUAAUGUAGCUGUUCCUGGGACAGUAGAUGAGCGAGCUAUUAACACCAAACGGGUUCUUAACCCAUGGGAGAGGAAUGAGAAUCAUACCCUUUGCCUCAAUUCUGCAAAGGCUAUUGGCUGCACAGUGGUCAAUAUUGGAACACAGGACUUGGUUGAGGCAAGACCCCAUCUGUUACUUGGGUUGAUUUCUCAAAUAAUUAAGAUUCAACUUCUAGCAGAUCUUAAUCUGAAAAAAACUCCUCAACUUGUAGAGCUGGUGGAUGACAGCAAGGAUGUGGAAGAACUCAUGGGUUUAGCCCCAGAAAAGGUCUUACUGAAGUGGAUGAAUUUUCAUCUGAAGAAGGCAGGCUACAAGAAGCAGGUUUCAAAUUUUUCUUCUGAUGUGAAGGAUGGAGAGGCUUAUGCUUACCUACUUAAUUCUCUUGCACCAGAACAUGGUAGCGCCUCUACAUUGGAUACUGAGGAUCCAGCUGAUAGAGCCAAAAUGGUUCUUGAACAUGCAGAGAAACUUGAUUGCAAAAGAUACCUCACUCCAAAGGACAUUGUGGAGGGUUCACCGAAUCUAAAUCUUGCAUUCGUAGCUCAAAUAUUUCAGCACAGGAAUGGUUUGUCUGUGGACAGCAAAAAGAUUUCCUUUGCUGAGAUGAUGACGGAUGAUGCACAGACUUCUAGGGAAGAGAGAUGCUUCCGACUGUGGAUUAACAGUCUUGGAAUUGCUACAUAUGUCAAUAAUCUUUUUGAAGAUGUGAGGAAUGGAUGGGUUCUUUUGGAAGUUCUUGAUAAAAUUUCCUCAGGAUCAGUUAACUGGAAGCAAGCUACAAAGCCUCCUAUCAAGAUGCCAUUUAGAAAAGUUGAGAACUGCAACCAAGUUAUAAAGAUAGGAAAGGAACUAAACUUCUCACUUGUCAAUGUGGCUGGAAAUGAUAUUGUGCAAGGAAAUAAGAAGCUCAUACUAGCUUUUCUGUGGCAGUUGAUGAGGUUUACUAUGCUCCAACUCUUGAAAAACUUGAGAUUUCAUUCACAAGGUAAGGAGAUGACAGAUGCUGAUAUAUUAAAAUGGGCAAACAAUAAAGUGAGGAAAUCAGGCAGAACUUCUCAAAUGGAGAGCUUCAAGGAUAAAAAUCUUUCAAAUGGAAUUUUCUUCCUCGAGCUUCUUGCUGCUGUGGAGCCAAGGGUUGUUAACUGGAGUCUUGUCACAAAGGGUGAAAGUGAUGAGGAAAAAAAGUUGAACGCAACAUACAUAAUCAGUGUUGCGCGAAAGCUUGGGUGUUCCAUAUUCUUGUUACCUGAGGACAUCAUAGAGGUGAACCAGAAAAUGAUCCUUACCUUAACAGCAAGCAUCAUGUACUGGAGCCUACAGCAACCAGCAGCCGAGACAGGGUCAACCCCCUCGACCCCCACUGAAGACACUUCAACCCCCGAUGGAUCACCAGCUCCUUCAAUGGAUGACAAGAGUGGAACUGUUCUGGCUGGCGCAGAGUCCAGUUUGGCUGUUGAUGAUGUCUCGGAUGCUAGUCCUUCUCCACAGAAUGGAAAUGAGGAACACUCUUCCGAAGUCAAAAAUGACGAACCCCCUUCUGAGGUCUGAAUUGCAGAACCCUCUCUACAGGUUGAAAAGGACACUCUUGAUAGAGAAUGAGAAAAACACUGCAACUAGCCAAAUUCUUUUUCCAUAUUUUACGCCUCCAGACAGAACAGAGGAAAAACCCAAAGGUAGAUAGAGGAAAAGGCUAGAGUUAGCUGAUAGUUGCACAUAUUUUUUCUGCAAGAGAAAUGUGCAUUCUGAAUGUGCUCGUAAACCAGAGGAAAAAAAUUAUGUAAAUUUUCCUUGUGUAAGUAGAGUAUUCAUUUCUUUGGAAUAUUCUUUCUGAAAAUUCAUGUCCUAGGAUGGAUAUGGCUGUGCAUUCCCAAACCCUAUGGCACCAAAAGAUGCUGUUUCUUUCAUGGUGCUAGUUUAGGAUACAAGAACAAGAGAAAUCACUCCCAGAGCUUGAAGCAAGACGUGGGUACAGAGCUCUGUCGCUUUGUUUACGCUGGACAUGAAGCUGGUUGUUUAAAUUGGACACCGAGCUUCAUCACUUUGCUUUCACAAGCUUGGUGUGGGCACUGUAGUGUCUCACAGAAGCUUUGGGUGCAAGGAAUGACUCUUUAUUUAAGCUCCAGCAAAAACAUGGAAGGAGAAUAUGAAAGAACUUGCCUUCUUUAUUUCAUUUUGUAAACAAGGAAGAGGAUAAAAUAUAUAGCAAAUGAGCAAACACAAAUUUCAUUAUAAAUGUUAUGAUUUAAUUUUUCUUAA